Molecule: messenger RNA, 1707 nt
Organism: Saccharomyces eubayanus
Lineage: Eukaryota; Fungi; Ascomycota; Saccharomycetes; Saccharomycetales; Saccharomycetaceae
Gene: MSM1
Product: methionine--tRNA ligase MSM1
Exons: 1
Coding region: 1-1707 (568 amino acids)
Biological process (GO): methionyl-tRNA aminoacylation
Molecular function (GO): methionine-tRNA ligase activity; ATP binding
Source: RefSeq, a predicted model, not a curated record
AUGCAAUGCAGGACAGCGAUUCACCGCUUGUAUUCGAAAGCCUCCCAUAUAACGACGCCGAUUUUCUAUCCCAAUGCUAAACCGCACAUUGGUCAUCUUUACUCCAGUUUGUUAUGCGAUGUUCACCACCGAUGGCAACUGUUAAAGGAAAACCAAUCUUUCUUCACGACAGGUACCGAUGAACAUGGACUGAAGAUUCAAUUGGCUAGUGAAAGUAAUGGGUUUGAUCAGCCAAAAAAGUUUGUUGAUAAGCUAUAUAUGGAUUUCGUUCAUUUAGACAAAAUAUUUGACAUCAAUUACACUAGAUUCAUAAGAACAACAGAUCCUGACCACAUUGAGAAUGUCAAAGAACUAUGGCAGCUGUGUUUGAAAAACGGGUUCAUUUAUAAAGGCGAACAUAAAGGUUGGUAUUCAAUAUCUGACGAAACUUUUUACCCAGAAUCCAAGGUUGUUAAAGAUCCUAGUCAUGACGGGAAAUAUCUGAAUACUGAAUCUAAUAAUGAAGUAAUCUAUCAGUCGGAAACAAACUACUUUUUCAGGCUAUCCCUGUUUAGGGAGAGAUUGAUUAGCCAUAUAAAACAACAUCCCCAUUUCAUCUUUCCCGUCACUAAAAGAGAACAAAUUCUCCAAGAACUAGAAACUACUGAAAAUUUAUUAGAUUUGUCGAUAUCAAGACCCUCUACAAGGCUCAAGUGGGGCAUAUCGACUCCCAAUGAUCCGUCACAAAAAGUUUACGUAUGGUUUGAUGCCUUGUGUAAUUAUCUUUCCUCUAUUGGUGGUAUAUCAUCUAUUUUAAAUAACACUGCGGAGGUUGUUUCGAAGCAUUAUAAUGCUGGAUCCAAUGUUGAAAUGCAAUUGACAAUACCACACCCAAAAGAAGUUUGGCAGACUACUAUACAUGUAAUAGGUAAAGAUAUUGCGAAAUUCCAUACCAUAUACUGGCCUUCUUUCUUAUUGGCCGCUGGAUUGCCUUUACCUAAGCAAGUCGUUAUCCAUGGACAUUGGUUGUGUAAUGGCGUCAAGAUGUCAAAAAGUUUAGGGAACGUCGUAGAUCCAGUUGAUAUGGCAAGCUACUAUGGCUCCGAUAUUGUGCGUUGGUUCUUGUUAGAAAAUUCAAAGUUGGAAGAGGAUGGCGAUUUCCAGGAACAAAGACUAUCUGAAACAAGAGAAUUGCUAGUCUCUAAAUGGGGUAAUUUGGUUAAUAGGUGUUGCGGCUCGAAGUUUGAUGUCGAAAGAGCUGUGACAAAAUUUAGUAAUAAGGGACAUCUACAAUUGCAAGAAGUCUUUCAAAAUGAACCAGAGAUCUCCCAGCAAAUUAAAAGUCAUAUUAAACUGUUGAACGAAACAAAAGACGUUUUUGAAGAAAAAAUAACCCUAUUCCAGUAUUCCCAACUGUUAAAGCAUGUUUGGGGUAUAAUUAAUGAUGCGAACACCCUAGUCCAAAACGGUAAGCCCUGGGAGAGAGAGGUAGACCAACAAGACGCUAUAAUAUUCUUGUCUAUGGAAACAUCAAGAAUUCUCUCCAUUCUAUGCCAACCCAUAAUGCCAGCUCUUUCACAAAGUCUUCUCGACCGCAUUGAUGUCUUAGAAGAGAGGAGGACUAUAACUUUCAUUGAAUUGGGGUCCGACGAAGCGUAUGGGAAAUACUCUAAUAAGAGGGGUAGAGAAGUACCAUUAAAAAGAAUUCCAUACAGACUUUCGGAGUAG